AUGGACAAAAUAGAAGGGGUUUCAGACACAGUACAAGUGGUCUUUAUAGGUAUGACGAUCGCCAAUUUCCUUCUAAACACUGGUCGCCUUUCACAAGCCAUUGAGUUGUGUAAGGAAUGUCUGAGUUUACUAGACAGUCGGGCGCUUGAUGAGAUUGGAGAUGCAGUGGAUUACCGAAUCCUUGGAACUCUGCACCAAUCGGUUGGUGAUUAUAACAAGGCUCAAGAGUAUCACAAGAAAGCACUUGCUAUCGCAAUGGAAAUUGGUGACAGAAAAGGAGAAGCAGUGGAUCACGGAAAUCUAGGAACAAUGUUCCAAUCGCUUGGUAAUUAUAAAAAGGCACAAGAACAUUACAUGAAAGCACUUUCCAUCAGAACACAAAUUGGUGACAGAAAGGGAGAAGCAGUGGUUUACAGAAACUUAGGAACCUUGUUCCAAUCGCUUGGUAGUUAUAACAAGGCACAAGAAUAUUACAAGAAGGCACUUGCUAUCACAAUGGAAAUUGGUGACAAAGGGGGAGAAGCAGCAGAUUACGGAAAUCUAGGAACAAUGUUCCAAUCGCUUGGUAAUUAUAAAAAGGCACAAGAACAUUACAUGAAAGCACUUUCCAUCAGAACACAAAUUGGUGACAGAAAGGGAGAAGCAGUGGUUUACAGAAACUUAGGAACCUUGUUCCAAUCGCUUGGUAGUUAUAACAAGGCACAAGAAUAUUAGAAGAAGGCACUUGCUAUCACAAUGGAAAUUGGUGACAAAAGGGGAGAAGCAGCAGAUUACGGAAAUCUAGGAACAAUGUUCCAAUCGCUUGGUAAUUAUAAAAAGGCACAAGAAUAUCACGAGAAAGCACUUUCCAUCAGAACACAAAUUGGUGACAGAAAGGGAGAAGCAGUGGUUUAUAGAAACCUAGGAACCAUGUUCCAAUUGCUUGGAAAUUAUAACAAGGCACAAGAAUAUUACAAGAAGGCACUUGCUAUCACUAUAGAAAUUGGUGACAAAGGGGGAGAAGCAGCAGAUUACGGAAAUCUAGGAACAAUGUUCCAAUCGCUUGGUAAUUAUAAAAAGGCACAAGAAUAUCACGAGAAAGCACUUUCCAUCAGAGCACAAAUUGGUGACAGAAAGGGAGAAGCAGUGGUUUAUAGAAACCUAGGAACCUUGUUCCAAUCGCUUCGUAAUUAUAACAAGGCACAAGAAUAUUACAAGAAAGCACUUGAAAUCACACUGGAAAUCGAUGACAAAGGGGGAGAAGCACUGGCUUACGGAGACCUAGGAACAGUGUUCCAAUCGCUCGGUAAUUAUAACGAGGCACAAGAAUAUCACGAGAAAGCACUUGCUAUCAGACUGGAAAUUGGUGACAGAAAAGGAGAAGCAGCGCAAUACAGAAAACUAGGAACAGUGUUCCAAUCGCUUGGUAAUUAUAACAAGGCGCAAGAAUAUCACGAGAAAGCACUUGCUAUCAGUCUGGAAAUUAGUGACAGAAAAGGAGAAGCAGCGGAUUACAGAAACAUAGGAACAGUGUUCCAAUCGCUUGGUAAUUAUACCAAGGCAUUAGAAUAUUAUAAGAAAGCACUUGUCAUCAGAAUGGAAAUUGUUGACAGAAAGGGAGAAGGAGUGGAUUACGGAAAUCUUGGAACGGUGUUCCAAUCGCUUGGUAAUUAUUACAAGGCACAAGAAUAUUACAAGAAAGCACUUUCUAUCAGACUGGAAAUUGGUCACAGAAAAGGAGAAGCAGCGGAUUACGGAAAUCUAGGAACAGUGUUCCAAUCGCUUGGUAAUUAUAAACAGGCACAAGAAUAUUACAGGAAAGCACUUGCUAUCGGACUUGAAAUUGGUGACAGAAAAGGAGAAGCAGUGGAUUACGGAAACCUAGGAACCGUGUUUCAGUUGCUCGGUAAUUAUGCCCAGGCCCAGGAAUAUUACAAGAAAGCACUUGCUAUCACAAUGGAAAUUGGUGACAAAGGGGGAGAAGCAGCGGAUUACGGAAAGUUGGGAACAAUGUUCCAAUCGCUUGGUAAUUAUAAAAAGGCACAAGAACAUCACGAGAAAGCACUUUCCAUCAGAAAACAAAUUGGUGACAGAGCAGGAGAAGCAGAGGAUUACAAGAACCUUGGAAUAGUGUUUCAAUCGCGCGGUAAUUAUGACAAGGCACAAGAAUAUUACAAGAAAGCACUUGCUAUUAGAUCGGAAAUUGGUGACAGAGAAGGAGAAGCAACGGAUUACGGAAACUUAGGAAGACUGUUUGAUUUACUCGGUGAACAUGACAAGGCUCAAGAACAUCUAGAGAAAGCACUACGAAUUAGUAAGGAAAUUUGCAACAGAAAUCUAGAAGCAAAUUGUUAUGCAAACCUUGGAGCUUUUUUUCUGUCACUCGGAAAAUACCCUAGAGCAGAUAAAUAUCUAGUACAAGCAUUGGCAAUAGCAAAGGAAAUUGGCGAUAAACAUGGAGAGGCAGCAGUUUACAGUAAUUUUGGGAGAAUUUCUCACCAUAUUCAUGAUUAUGAAAAAGCUCAAGAAUAUCACAAGAAAGCCCUUGCAAUCUAUGAGGAAAUUGGCGGCAGAGAUGGAGAAGUAGUCGAAUACGCAAGUUUGGGGGUAUGUUUCCAAUCACUUGGCAUAUAUAACGUGGCCGAAAAAUACAUCAACAGGGCCUUAUUAAUAAGCAAGAAUAUUGGACACAACUUUAAUGAAUUUAGCUGCCUUUGUCAACUAGCGCAGUUGAAGCUAUCACAAUUUAAUCUCAAAGAAGCCAUAUCAUAUCUUUUUCAGUGCAUUGGAAAAUUCGAUACGUUGCGAGGUUUCCUUAAAGAUAACGAUCAGUUUAAGACGUCUCUUUUAGAGAAGCACGGCAAUUUUCCAUACAAGUUGCUCAGCAACUUGCUUUCUUCUACCGGAAAGACAAGAGAUGCUCUUUAUAUUGAGGAGCUGAGACGGGCAAGAGGCCUCGCCGACUUCAUGGCAGCCAAAUACUCUGUUGAAGAGUUGAUCUCAGGCAACCCACAGUCAUGGCAUGGCGUUCAAACCAUCAUUACAAAAGAAACAAACUGUACAUGUCUUUACAUUUCAGUUGAAAAAGAACACGCACGGUACUGGAUUCUCAAAGCAUCAGGAGCCAUUCAUUUCUCACGAAAGAAAGUGAGUCUGGAGAAACGUGUGGUGACCAGAUUAGUUCCUGAUUUGGAUCAGUUUUUCACAGAAAGCUUUCGCAGCCUUGGCAUUCUACUCCAACAGAAUUGCGAAGAUCGUUCAUUAGAUGACACCGAAUCAAUGCUACCUCACUAUGACCAUGACAAUCGCGGGCUCAUGCGUGAUUUUGAUCCGAAAGAUUUCAAAACGAAUCUUCAGUCAUGUUACGAGAUAAUUAUCGCUCCCGUGGCCCAUUUACUGAAGGAGCCCGAGAUUUUAAUUGUCCCUGAAUCCUGUAUGUACCAAGUCCCAUUUGCAGCCAUCAGUGAUGAUGGAGGAACAUAUUUAGUGGAUACCUUCAGGAUCCGCGUCGUUCCCUCUCUGACGACUCUAAAGCUGAUUCGGGACAGUUCCCCCGACUACCACAGUCAGAGAGGAGCACUGAUAGUGGGUGAUCCUAAGGUUGGCGAGGUGCUUUUGAAAGGAAAACGCAGGAUCAUAACAUCAUUGCCAUGUGCAAGAAAGGAAGCAGAGAUGAUUGGACGACUUCUUGGAGUGACACCUUUGACUGGAGACCGUGCAACAAAGGAGGCAGUUCUUGGCGCAAUAAAUUCAGCAAGUCUGAUUCACUUUGCUGCCCACGGUGAUGCAGAAAGAGGAGAGAUUGCUCUUUCUCCUAAUUGCCCCACCGACUUCAUUCCACAAGACGAAAACUUCCUUUUGACCAUGGCGGACAUUUCACAAGUUCGGCUGCGAGCUAAACUGGUUGUACUUAGCUGUUGUCACAGUGCACGUGGGAAGAUUAAAGCCGAGGGAAUUAUUGGAAUCGCUCGAGCGUUCUUAGGAUCUGGUGCUCGUUCAGUGUUAGCGGCACGGUGGGCCAUAGAAGACACAGCCACGGAGGAAUUCAUGAGAUGUUUCUACCAAAACUUGUUCCGCGGUAAAAGUGCAAGUGAAUCCCUUCACGAGGCCAGGAAAUGGUUAAGAAAGAACGGCUUCGAAAAAGUUUCUCAGUGGGCUCCCUUCAUGCUUAUUGGCGAUAAUGUGACAUUUGAUUUUGAAAACUGGCCAGUGUCUAAAACAUCCGAACAGCCAUGA
Pocillopora meandrina is the source of this 4215-nucleotide messenger RNA. NCBI's taxonomy places the organism in Eukaryota, Metazoa, Cnidaria, Anthozoa, Scleractinia, Pocilloporidae. The record is from the annotation of a GenBank genome assembly.